GAGUCGCCGCGGUUUCCUGCUUCAACAGUGCUUGGACGGAACCCGGCGCUCGUCCCCCACUCCGGCCGGCCGCCCAGAGCCAGCCCAGCCCUCCGCCACCUCCUCACAGAGCCCUCUGACCGCUCCAAGGCCUCCAGCGCCGCGCAGCCUCCGCCUCCGCCGCCGCUUCUCAGCCGCCCGCCAUGAUGACCGCGUCCCCCUCGCAGGUGCGCCAGAACUACCACCAGGACUCGGAGGCCGCCGUCAACCGCCAGAUCAACCUGGAGCUUUACGCCUCCUACGUCUACCUGUCCAUGUCUUACUACUUUGACCGCGAUGAUGUGGCUUUGAAGAACUUUGCCAAGUAUUUUCUUCACCAAUCUCAUGAGGAGAGGGAACAUGCUGAGAAACUGAUGAAGCUGCAGAACAAGAGAGGUGGCCGAAUCUUCCUUCAGGAUAUCAAGAAACCAGACCGUGACGACUGGGAGAAUGGGCUGAACGCAAUGGAGUGUGCGUUACACUUGGAAAAAAGUGUGAAUCAGUCAUUACUGGAGCUGCACAAACUGGCCACUGACAAAAAUGACCCUCAUUUGUGUGACUUCAUUGAGACUCAUUACCUGAAUGAGCAGGUGAAAUCCAUCAAAGAAUUGGGUGACCACGUAACCAACUUGCGCAAGAUGGGGGCCCCCGAAUCUGGCAUGGCAGAGUAUCUCUUUGAUAAGCACACCCUGGGAGACGGUGAUAACCAGAGCUAAGCCUUAGUCUGGCUUCCCAGAGCCACAGGGUGACUUCCCUGGUCCCCAAGGCAGUGCAUGCAUGCUGGGGUUUCCUGUACCUUUUCUAUAAAUUUUACCAAAACAUCUACUAAGUCCUCUAAUUUGUACCAUUCCUUCAAAUAAAGAAAUUUGGUACCCAG
This is a messenger RNA of Manis pentadactyla (Chinese pangolin), 895 nucleotides long. It is a transcript of the gene FTH1, whose product is annotated as ferritin heavy chain 1. Gene Ontology annotation, cellular component: cytoplasm. Lineage: Eukaryota; Metazoa; Chordata; Mammalia; Pholidota; Manidae. The transcript is spliced from 4 exons. Gene Ontology annotation, biological process: intracellular iron ion homeostasis; iron ion transport. Gene Ontology annotation, molecular function: ferrous iron binding; ferric iron binding. The record is from RefSeq and is a predicted model, not a curated record. Bases 183 to 734 code for a protein of 183 amino acids.